Messenger RNA from Trichoderma asperellum CBS 433.97, 762 nucleotides. Lineage: Eukaryota; Fungi; Ascomycota; Sordariomycetes; Hypocreales; Hypocreaceae. The record is from RefSeq and is a predicted model, not a curated record.
GUGAAGUAUGCCCACUACCGAAAUCGGCCAUUGUGCUGCUGGCGAAGGCUGCGUGAAGAUGCUGAUCCUGCCGCCCAGCCCUUCGAGCAUAUACAAGCAGCAACAACUGACUCGAAACGGAAAUUUGCCCGCUGCUUUGUCGUACGACUGUCUAAGUCGCCGAAAGAGGAGCUCCUGGGAAAUUCAUUCUAUGAAUACGCUGAUCCAGAGAAAUUAGGACAACAGGCUGGGCAUUGCAUAUUAGUGUUUUUCGGACGGAUUAUUGCUCGGCCUUUACUAGGCACAUGUGCCUAUUUUAAAUCCAUCUGCCUUACUCAUCGACGCUGUCCCUCGCAUUACUCCGGCGAAAUUCCGCCUGUUACAGCCUGCAGUCCGUCUGAACGCUUGGUGGUUCACCGAAGGCGGAGUUACAGACGACAGCCCCCCAUGUUGCGACUUUCCACAGCAGGAAAAAUAAGGAUGGGGGUCCGCUGGUCAUCCCGAAAUCUCCCGAUAUCCACUCUGAUGGAGGAGGGCUAUUCUAUGACUCUUUGUCUGAGAAAAGCGCCGAGAAGAGGACCAAUACACAAGGAGCAUUUAGAAUGGCCUGUUGUGUCCGAUUGGCCUUCAAGUCAUCUCAAGUGCCAGCACUCCAACUGUCGAGUGAAUGACAAAGCUGCUGGCUUGACAGUGAUUCUCCCACAGGUGUGGGCGGAGCAAAGCCCUAUUAUGAAAGUUUAGACAGCCAGCUUCCAGAAGCAUUCCAGAAACAUUCAGUAGCAC